CAAUAUUAUGUACUUAAUUGCUGUUACACAGCAUUUCGAUGGAGCCUCGCGCGGUGCGCUUGAUGAGCAGACGUUACAACCUGACGGCUACGGGCUUCAAGUUUCUGGAAAUUGGAAUCAAUGUUGGUCCACCGAGCUACGUAAAGAUCGCCCUAGGAGAUCAUCGAGGACAAGAGCUGAUAUUGUCUCUCGAAACAUGGAAAGGACUCCAUGAGCAGCAACGGAAUAUCUACAAAUUGCUACGAAAUAAUUACAAAGACAAUUUUAUAAACGUCGGACCGUUAACAGUCCGAGUUUGUAUGAUGAACAACGUUACACUCGUACGUCUUGAAUCUUCAAACGUACGCAUUAUGAUGAUCGAAUCGACAUACGCUACGCCGUAUGUUUAA
This is a messenger RNA of Pogonomyrmex barbatus (red harvester ant), 389 nucleotides long. RefSeq lists its product as uncharacterized. The record is from RefSeq and is a predicted model, not a curated record. Lineage: Eukaryota; Metazoa; Arthropoda; Insecta; Hymenoptera; Formicidae.